GCUGCGCCGUUGGAAUAAGAUGCUGACAGUUUUUCAACAAAAGUAUAUCGCAAUUAUGACGGACUUUUGCUUUGUCAUUGAAAAACAAUAUGUGAAAGAGUUAAGGUCACUCUUGAAGCAACUCCAGGUAAAUGAUGAUACCAGGCGUCUGCAGAGUAUUGCGAUGACAGGCAAGGUGGCUAUUCCAUUCCGAACCAAGACGCAACAAAAGCCAGAGGAAGUUCUUGCCAUAGUUAGGAGUACACUUGCUGCGAGUACUUGUAAUGAAAAUGUGCCCUAUAUUCAGGUGGAACCAAGGCAACUUCCCCUUGUUAAGAAACUGUUGGUGAAGUCACCGCUUCAAGUUUUGAAAGGAAGACUACAGAAACUUGUCUCAGACAACGGUGAGGCCUGGACACCAGACUUAGAGACAGAUUUACCCACUCACUGGGAACGCCAUGGAGACCUGGCACUUGUACCAGACACAGCAUUCUGUCUUCCUAUCUGGAGUAACAUUGGAGGUGAGGUAUGGCACUGUGUUGCAGACAGCCUUUCAUGUACCCGACUGGCACGGAAGUCCCGUGUAUUAAAAGAUGGAUUUCGGAGACCGUCGGUCACUCUACUCUACGGGGAUAAUGGAUGGGUGAAGCAGGUCGAUAAUGGAAUCAGAUACAGCUAUGACAUCACCAGGUGCAUGUUUAGUGCAGGAAACAUCACUGAGAAACUCAGGGUGGCCUCGUUUGACUGCAGAGGGGAAACUGUGGUCGACCUCUAUGCAGGUAUCGGCUACUUCACGCUGCCCUUCUUGAUGUACACGGGUGUGGCCCAUGUGUAUGCCUGUGAGUGGAACCCAGAUGCUGUCGAGGCAUUGAAGCAGAACCUGCGACUUAACAAAGUGCAGGACAGUUGUACAGUAUUAUUUGGGGACAAUAGAAAGGUGUGCCCAGUGGGUGUGGCAGAUAGAGUGAACCUUGGCCUGAUCCCCAGUUCCCGUGAUGGAUGGCCUGUAGCUUGCCGGGCUCUUAAGCCCACUACUGGAGGAAUACUUCAUAUACACCACAAUGUCAACACCAUGUCCAGACAGGUGGGGGUCACAGAUAUGGGCUGUGUUCAAGACCAUACAUGGGAACAAUUAGAUAAUGCAGGGUACAGUAGGAAACACACUAAGUUAAAAUCAGAUGACUGUUGUGGGCACAAUAUCAACACCAGACACAGACAAGUUGGCUUAGACACAGGGAAAAUUGAAGACAAAGGUGUGCUACUGAAUUUGGAUGACAAAGGGACUCAUAAGUUAAAAUGUGGUAAUAGUUUAGAAGAAGAUGAUAAAGUUCAGUUGGCAGAUGAAAGAUUGUGUCACCAUUUAACCUGUGACUCUGCUGCUUUGAAUGAUACAUGUCGAUGUGCUUUGUCGUCGGGUAACAGUCUUUCCUACUCUGAUUGUCAAUGCAAUAACCAUCAGCCUGUCCAGUGCAAAAAUACACCUGAUCAUGCAUGUAGUGGAAGUAAAAUCUGUCACCAAUUGACUGCCACGAAAAAUAAUCACAGACUAAAUAAUCGCCAAACAAAUACAACGGUCCAUCAAAACUUGGAAAUGAAAUCUAUAUGUACUGGCAAAGGUAUCCGUGUCCAAAAUGGUCGCACCAAAACAUACAUAGAUCAUGACAAGAAUGGGCCUGUGGACACGUUUCUCAGGGAAGACAAGUAUGCCUUUCAAGGAAAUCACAGAGAUGAGAAUGGGACUGGACAUUCAGACGAUGGUGGGGAAGGGAGUCGGUCCGGUGAGGCUUGGAAGGGUUGGGCAAUUGAGACGUCAGGAGAGAUUCGGACACUGCUGGAGAGGGAGCAUGGCGGGGUGUGGAGGAGCCAGGUAUUGCAUGUGGAGCAUGUGAAACAGUACGCUCCCCAUGUCCACCAUCUUGUUCUGGACUUGAAAUGUACUCCAAACACUAGUGGGAACAACAAUUCAAUAUUUGAAUGAUUUACAUGUGUACAUACAGAUAUGUGACAUUUUUUGUACAUAACCGUGGUGUAUCUACUUUAUCUAUGUAACAUUGUAACCGUGUAACUAAGUGAGCUAAUUGAAUUGAUCAAACUUGAAAAUCUACAUCAGUUUUGAAAAAUUCUUUUGUAAAAUGUUGUAACAUGGGUCCAAUGGGAUUUAUAAAUAUUAAAUCUGAAAAUACUA
Mya arenaria is the source of this 2164-nucleotide messenger RNA. Its product is annotated as tRNA wybutosine-synthesizing protein 2 homolog. The transcript has 7 exons. The record is from RefSeq and is a predicted model, not a curated record. Gene Ontology annotation, biological process: tRNA methylation. Gene Ontology annotation, cellular component: cytoplasm. The coding region runs from base 20 to 1957 and encodes 645 amino acids. Lineage: Eukaryota; Metazoa; Mollusca; Bivalvia; Myida; Myidae. Gene Ontology annotation, molecular function: tRNA methyltransferase activity.